UCUCAGCUCUAUAUAGUUCUGGGCGGUGGUUAAUGACUCGACACGCUUCUUCUCUCUCUCUCAUGUAGGUCUCUUUUCCAUCGUGUUUGUGCCUUUGUGCCUUCAUGUCUUCUCUCUCUAUCCUCCUCUACCGGCAGGAUAUAAGCCUGCGAGAGUAACAAGGAGAGGUCACUGAGCAGAACAAGACAGGGAGAAGCGAAAUCCAAAUUGGAGAAAGCUCACGUUUGCAGCAAAGCUUCCAAUGGCAAAAGGUCUGGCUUCGAUGGAGGCAGAGUGAUUAAAGGUGUAAGGAGUACCUUUCCAUUUCCCACUUCGACACCGUGGGAUAGGGUUUGUUGGGUUUUUGUGCGCUCUGGUGCUUUGAGCAAGGGAAAGGUGCGAUCUUUGAUGGGAUGGCUUGAGCUCCGCUCUUCUGCCUGCAACUCGUGCUGCUUCUGUCCUUGUUCCUCUCAGGGUUUCUGAUAGCCUGAAAUCCAAUCGUGUCAGAUCCGAAGAAGAAGAAGAAGAAGAAGAAGAGGAAGAAGCGCAAGUUUGAAUCUUUUUUGCUUCUAUAUCAGAGAAAGGCUAAGUCAUUCUCCCAGCUGCCUGAAGACUCACCGUCGAGGUUUGGGAGGCGGAGAUGGAGGCGAAAGAGAAUAACCAGUUCGGGUUGGAGGAGAGCCAUGGAGAUCACAUCAGCAGCCAUAGUCCUGGCGCGGUCGGCUUCGUGACUCCAUUGACUUCAUCCCCAAUUCUUUCAGCUUCAAUGGUGGAGGCCUUCUUCACUCCCGGUCUCUGGAACCACCACACAAGUUCAUGUACCAUGAGCUUUGGAGAAAGCAUCAACUGUGUACCGAUUGGAAAACCGGUAGCCAUGUCCAACAGAGGCAUGCUUCCAUCGCCUCCUCCCGGAGAAUUCCCCCACAGCCUACCUCAUUUCCCCGUCGAUUCGGGUUUAAUCGAGCGGGCGGCAAGGCUUUCAUGUUUCGGCGGCGGUAGUUUCCGUGGCAUCAGCCUCCUCGGCCCAUCUCAGUCAAUGACUCCGCCCUCUGGUGCUUCAAAGGAUGCCAUCGGGGCUCGGGUUCAGAAGGCCGAGCUAAAUGUAGUCUCACUGCCUGUCGAACAUGGAACCAUCAAAGGCAUUACGAUGAAUAACAAAAGAGAUCGAAGUAUAUCUCACGUUGGCACCUCAAACAAUAAAUCCCGUGAAGGCAAUUUCUGUGAAGAAGGCCAAGAAAGGCAUACCGGUUCAGCAGACGCAGCUGGGAAUUCAUCCUCCAGUGAUCUUGGCGCAAAUAAAAGGAGAAAAGCCACUGAGGAGAUGGAGAAGGAGAAGGACCAGGUGCUAAGAGGCCUACAAUCAUCAACAGAAACCACAAAGGAUAACACUGAAACCAAAUGCAAAAGUUACAAACACAGUGGAAAAAAUGCAAAAGAUAAUUCAGAAGCUGCAAAGGAGGGUUAUGUUCAUGUCAGAGCACAGCGUGGACAAGCCACCAAUAGUCACAGUCUUGCAGAAAGAGUAAGAAGGGAGAAAAUCAGUGAAAGGAUGAAAUAUCUUCAAGAACUUGUGCCUGGUUGCAGCAAAGUAAUAGGAAAAGCAGUGAUGCUGGAUGAAAUCAUAAAUUAUGUUCAAUCACUCCAAAGACAGGUUGAGUUUCUCUCCAUGAAGCUUGCAGCUGUCAAUCCACAACUUGAUUUCAGCAUAGAAGGGCUUCUGGCUAAAAAUCUUCUGCAUUCCCAUGGUGGCUCAUCAUCUGCAGCUGGAUUCUCACAGGAGAUGAUUUAUCCUCAGGUAUAUUCAUCUCAACAGGGCUUGGCGCAUGCUGGAAUCUCUUCCAUGCUUAACCCUUCAGAUGCAUUUAGAAGAACACUGAUUACUGAAAUACCGAUGGCGAGUGGUUAUAAAGAGACUUCUCUGCAGAUGCACAAUUCUUGGAAUGAACAGCUUGUCAUGCAAAUGGCAUAUGGUGCUAAUCCUCCUCUGAAUUCACAAGUGAUAAAUAGAAAACCUGAUGGCUUCACCAUAUAAAAAGAACGGUCCAACCGAAUUCGGAUGCUAAUAAUGUCCAAAGAUCUCAAUGGCCCUCCUAGGUUCACUGCCAUGAGGCACACAGCUGUGGAGGCUUAUUGAUUCAGAGUUCUGGUGAAGAGGUACAGGAGGUGUACAAGCUCAUCUCUCAGAUGGUUGUCACAAAAGAUUCAGUGUUCCUCUCUAUACAUCCAAAGAGCAUUCUUAGAGGUUUUCUCCCUCUAUAGCAAAUGGAGGGCAGCUUGCCUCCUGCUUGGUGUAUGCUUUUGAAAGUAUAUUUAGUAGGGAAAAUCCAUUGCCAACAUUAAGUUUGGCUACUCAUGUAUCCCUUAGCACUAGGAGCAGAAGUUUUGCAUAGAACAAGAAAAAUCUCAGAUGUAACCCUUGGCUCUCCUGUAAACUGGGUUAAUUUUCUGGUCGAAUCAGAUCAAGAAGGGAAUCAUGUGGCACUCUUUGUUCAAGUGGAACCCAUGGUUUUAUAACAAUUCAUCAGGUUUGAAAGUUCCUUUUA
Molecule: messenger RNA, 2522 nt
Organism: Musa acuminata AAA Group (dessert banana)
Lineage: Eukaryota; Viridiplantae; Streptophyta; Magnoliopsida; Zingiberales; Musaceae
Product: transcription factor bHLH76
Exons: 8
Coding region: 620-2011 (463 amino acids)
Biological process (GO): regulation of DNA-templated transcription
Cellular component (GO): nucleus
Molecular function (GO): DNA-binding transcription factor activity; protein dimerization activity
Source: RefSeq, a predicted model, not a curated record